GGAACAGUAUAUCCUUUGCCGGGCCAAUAGUAUUAGAGUUGUCAAACCUAUGAAAUUUCUGCAUUUUUUCCAUUUUUAUAAACGUGUUUUAUAUUUUUUUUAAUUUAUUAUUAGGAUUGUGUCUUCUGCUUAUGUUACUUAUCUCUAUAUAUAGAAAGGAUAUUUGUAGUCCAUAUGUACAAAUUAAACAUAGAGGGUAGAACCACUCCGAUCCAUAUUACAAUUGUGAUAUUUCUAACUACUAUUAGGGAAAUAAUCAAGAUUAUAUGUCUUUUAUUAUGUCAUCCCUCAGGAAUCUCUUUCUAUCUCCUCUUCGUAGUUUCAUUCAAAAAGAUUUUCAUGAUGCCUUUGACAGCAUGACUCUCCUCGACAAACUUUUGUUUAUGAUGGUUCAUUUCGUUGAUAAAUUGAUCCUUUGGCACCGGCUACCGGUGUUCUUGGGGCUAGCUUAUCUCGCAGCGCGCCGGCAUCUUCAUCAGGAAUAUAAUUUGAUCAACGUUGGUAGAACACCUACCGGGGUUCGAUCAAAUCCAGAGGAUUACCCUUACAGAACUGCUGAUGGAAAAUACAAUGACCCUUUCAAUGAAGGAGCAGGCAGUCAAUUUUCUUUCUUUGGUAGAAAUGUGAUGCCUGUUGAUCAACAUGACAAGUUAAAGAAGCCAGAUCCAAUGGUAGUGGCAACAAAGCUGCUAGCACGUAAAAACUUUAUGGACACAGGAAAACAAUUCAACAUGAUAGCAGCCUCUUGGAUACAAUUUAUGAUUCAUGAUUGGAUCGAUCACUUGGAAGAUACUCACCAGAUUGAACUAAGGGCACCUGAAGAAGUUGCAAGUGAGUGCCCUCUCAAGUCCUUUAAGUUUUACAAGUCCAAGAAAACUCCUACAGGCUUUUAUGAGAUCAAAACUGGUUACUUAAACAGGCGUACCUCUUGGUGGGAUGGAAGCGCUAUUUAUGGUAGCAACACAGAGGCUUUGAAGAAAGUAAGAACAUUUGAAGACGGGAAGCUGAAGCUAUCAGCAGAUGGGCUCCUCGAACAAGAUGAAAAUGGAAAUAUUAUCUCUGGUGAUGUUCGCAACCCUUGGGCUGGACUUUUGGCACUGCAGGCUCUCUUUAUUCAAGAGCACAAUCUCGUUUGUGACACCUUGAAGAAAGAAUAUCCGAAAUUGGAGGAUGAGGACUUGUAUCGUCAUGCAAGACUUGUCACUUCUGCUGUCAUUGCAAAAGUUCAUACCAUUGAUUGGACAGUCGAGCUUCUCAAAACUGACACUCUUCUAGCAGGAAUGCGCGCCAAUUGGUAUGGAUUGCUAGGGAAGAAAUUCAAGGAUACAUUUGGGCACGUUGGAGGUUCCAGUUUAGGUGGUUUUGUGGGAAUGAAGAAACCUGAAAAUCAUGGAGUGCCCUAUUCCUUGACAGAGGAAUUUGUGAGUGUUUAUCGUAUGCAUCAACUCCUACCUGACACACUUCAAUUGAGGAAUAUCGACGCCACACCUGGGCCAAAUAAAUCUCUCCCUCUCACCAAUGAGAUCCCUAUGGAAGAUCUAAUUGGGGGCAAAGGAGAGGAGAAUCUAUCAAGAAUAGGAUAUACUAAACAAAUGGUUUCAAUGGGACACCAAGCCUGUGGCGCUCUUGAGCUUAUGAAUUAUCCAAUAUGGAUGAGGGAUCUUAUUCCCCAAGAUGUCGAUGGAAAUGAUAGGCCAGAUCAUAUUGAUCUUGCAGCUCUAGAAAUUUACAGGGACAGAGAAAGGAGUGUUGCCAGAUACAAUGAAUUUCGUAGGAGAAUGUUGCAAAUUCCCAUCUCCAAAUGGGAAGAUUUGACUGAUGAUGAAGAAGCCAUUAAAAUGCUUCGAGAAGUAUAUGGUGAUGAUGUAGAAGAAUUGGAUUUGUUAGUGGGAAUGUCUGCGGAGAAAAAGAUUAAGGGUUUUGCCAUCUCGGAGACUGCCUUUUUCAUAUUCCUAAUCAUGGCAUCAAGGAGGCUAGAGGCAGACAAAUUUUUCACCAGUAAUUAUAACGAGGAGACAUACACAAAAAAAGGACUUGAAUGGGUGAAUACAACAGAAAGCUUGAAAGAUGUACUUGAUCGACAUUAUCCAGAAAUGACUGGAAAAUGGAUGAAUUCCAAUAGCGCCUUCUCUGUGUGGGACUCUUCUCCAGAACCUCACAAUCCUAUUCCAAUCUACUUUCGUGUUCCUCAACAGUAGACCCCUCCUUCAUCAAUAUAAUUAUCAAGUAAAAAAAAGCAAUAUGUAUAUCGAUUAUUUUUUACCUGAAAGUUUGUAUUAAGAUUCAAUGUACUAUCUUCACUUCUUUCCUUCAGUCAGCCAUUUUAUGAAACUAUUUCGGAUUGUAAUAUGAAUUUCCUAAUUUAUAGUUAGUGUUGUUUAUCGA
Molecule: messenger RNA, 2385 nt
Organism: Capsicum annuum
Lineage: Eukaryota; Viridiplantae; Streptophyta; Magnoliopsida; Solanales; Solanaceae
Product: alpha-dioxygenase 1-like
Exons: 10
Coding region: 267-2198 (643 amino acids)
Biological process (GO): response to oxidative stress
Molecular function (GO): peroxidase activity; heme binding; oxidoreductase activity, acting on single donors with incorporation of molecular oxygen, incorporation of two atoms of oxygen
Source: RefSeq, a predicted model, not a curated record